This is a messenger RNA of Lotus japonicus, 1274 nucleotides long. RefSeq names its product transcription factor FER-LIKE IRON DEFICIENCY-INDUCED TRANSCRIPTION FACTOR-like. Gene Ontology annotation, cellular component: nucleus. Gene Ontology annotation, molecular function: protein dimerization activity; sequence-specific DNA binding; DNA-binding transcription factor activity. The transcript has 4 exons. Lineage: Eukaryota; Viridiplantae; Streptophyta; Magnoliopsida; Fabales; Fabaceae. The coding region runs from base 100 to 1074 and encodes 324 amino acids. Gene Ontology annotation, biological process: regulation of DNA-templated transcription. The record is from RefSeq and is a predicted model, not a curated record.
AUUCCAUUCACACCAAAUUUAUGAGAUUAAUAAUUAGCCAUGCCAAGUGUCAAAUUCUAUUCUAUAUAUUAGAAUUAGACCUUCCACUAUGUUCCAACCAUGGUCACAAUGGAUUUUCAUCAACAGAAUCAGAAUCUAGCGCAUGUUAAUGACUUUGAACUGCACAGCUUCGUGGAAGAUCCCAACUUUGAUCAGUUUAUCAAUAUGAUUCGUGGGGAGAAUGAAGCUGCUGCUAUCUGUGACUUCAAUUCUGACAUUUUGAAUGGUUACUAUGUUGAUAACACAUUCCACUCAUUCCCUGCAAACCAAUUUGAUCAAUGCAAUAGUAACAAUUCUGUGAGAGUUUAUGAUCCUAGCUCAACACUUAGCUCCUUGUCAUGUUUUGAUGAAGAAGCCAAAUGGGGAGGAGAAGAAGAAAAUGAUGGGGAGGAUUCUUCUUCUGCUGGAACAACCUCCACCAUGGAAACAAAGAUUGUUAAUGGUAAGUCAAGGCCAAAAACUGAUAGGUCCAAGACUUUGAUCUCUGAGAGGAGGAGGAGAGGACGAAUGAAGGAGAAGCUUUAUGCAUUGCGUGCCUUGGUUCCCAACAUAACUAAGAUGGAUAAGGCCUCUAUCAUUGGAGAUGCUGUUUCAUAUGUGUAUGAUCUUCAAGCACAAGCCAAGAAGCUAAAGACUGAGGUUGCAGGACUUGAAGCAUCCUUAUUAGUCUCCCAAAAUUAUCAAGCAACAAUUGAAAGCCCCAUGAAGGUUCAAUCCACUGACCACAGCAGUUCCAUCUGCAAGAGGAUCACACAGAUGGACAUCUUUCAAGUGGAUGAAACAGAGCUCUAUGUGAAAAUAGUAUGCAACAAGGGAGAAGGUGUAGCUGCCUCAUUGUACAAGUCUCUUGAAUCUCUCACAGGCUUCCAUGUUCAGAAUUCAAACUUGAACACAGUUUCUGAGUGUUUUCUACUUAAAUUUUCUUUAAAUGUGAAAGGUUCUAAGCCAGAAAUAAACUUGCCCAAUUUGAAGCUGUGGGUGACUAGCGCUUUUCUGAACCAAGGCUUUGAAUUCAUACCUUCUUUUCAGGCCUGAUUUUUUCAAACUAUGUAAUGUAUGAUGUAAUCUAAUUAAGGUUGCAUUAGAGGGAUUAUGAUGAGGCAUGAAACCCUGUUACAUUCAUGUCUUGACUCAAGAUGAUGAUUGACUAUGAGAAUGAAUGUUGACAUCAUGACAUGUAAUUCUCUACUUUUAAGCCAUUAUUAUCAGACAAUGCAGUGUCAAUUUUUUAAGCA